AACCAUAAGGUUUAGACCAAUGAUAACUAUAAAAUGUCCCCCACAUUCAACACCAAAUCAGCAACAAUAAACAUGUCUUCUUUGCGCUUCUUAGUUCAACUGAUUGUCCUAGGUUUUGCUUUUAAUCUUGCAGAUGGACAAGGUUUGAAAGUAGGGUUUUACCAAAAAACAUGUCCAGAUCUUGAAUCUAAAGUCAAAGAGGUCGUAGAUCAAGUGAUCUCAGUGGCACCUAGUCUUGCAGCUCCUUUGCUAAGAAUGCAUUUUCAUGAUUGUUUCAUUAGGGGCUGUGAUGGAUCAGUGCUGUUGGAGUCUCCAACCAAUCAAUCUGAAAAAUAUGCUUUUCCAAAUCUAAGCCUGAGAGGAUUUCAAAUAAUAGACAAAGUUAAGACUGCAGUAGAAAAGGCAUGCCCCAUGGUGGUUUCAUGUGCUGACAUAUUAGCACUAGUAGCUAGGGAUGUUACUGUCGCGAUAAAAGGACCCUUUUGGGAAGUUGAAACUGGACGAAGGGAUGGAAGAGUGUCUAUUUUGAAUGAAGCCUUGACAGGAUUAAUACCACCUUCUGCGAACAUUAGUAUUUUAAAACAAGGAUUUCAGCAGAGGGGUUUAAGUGUCAAGGAUCUUGUAGUGUUAUCAGGUACCAUUAAAAUUUUGAGAUUAUGCAUGCCAACUAUACCUACGAUGAGUCCUUAUUCU
Olea europaea var. sylvestris is the source of this 693-nucleotide messenger RNA. Its product is annotated as peroxidase 27-like. Gene Ontology annotation, molecular function: heme binding; peroxidase activity. Gene Ontology annotation, cellular component: plasmodesma; plant-type cell wall. The annotation marks the transcript as partial. The record is from RefSeq and is a predicted model, not a curated record. NCBI's taxonomy places the organism in Eukaryota, Viridiplantae, Streptophyta, Magnoliopsida, Lamiales, Oleaceae. Gene Ontology annotation, biological process: response to oxidative stress. The transcript has 3 exons.